Mytilus trossulus (common blue mussel) is the source of this 684-nucleotide messenger RNA. RefSeq lists its product as uncharacterized. The transcript has 2 exons. Gene Ontology annotation, molecular function: protein binding. The record is from RefSeq and is a predicted model, not a curated record. NCBI's taxonomy places the organism in Eukaryota, Metazoa, Mollusca, Bivalvia, Mytilida, Mytilidae. The coding region runs from base 7 to 684 and encodes 225 amino acids.
UUCAAGAUGUUGCGUGUAUCAGCAAUCGUUCUUUUCUCACUCUUUAUUAUUGAAAACGUGUGUGCUAAUGCUUGCGGACCUGAAAACUGUGAAACAACAAUUGACAUACCGUUGAUAACCAAACUCAAUGCACCCCUUAAGGCAGAGUUAGAUAUUACAAGUCUGACUUCACAACUUAAGGAACUUAUUGGAAAAGAAGUGAAACAAGCAGUUUUUAAUGCAGUGAAUGACCUUGUGGAAAAUAUUACUGAUAUGAGAUUUCAAAUUGCUGUGGAUAGAUUGCAGAAUUCUAGUAAUGAAAUGGAAGUUGCAUUGACCACAUGCGUUUCCUCUAAUAUUCAAACGUCAGGGACAGCAGUACUUACGUUUUUUGCAGGAAUAAACAGUUUAGCAAUUUUCAAGACCACAGGACUUUUUCUUUCUGAACAAUCAGGACUCUACUUUAUUUCAGUGACUAUUGACUCGCACACACCCAGCGGAAGUUUCUCCAUCUAUCACAAUAGCGCUAUCGUCAUAAAUGCAUACGUGUAUGACAAAGCAUCUGGAAGCAAUGAGGCAGAUCAUAGCAGUACAGCAGUAUCAGCAGUUUUCUUGAAUGAAGAUGAUACUUUAAGUGUCAAAACAGUUGGUUCAUUAUUUGUGCAUUCAAUUUAUUCAUGCAUGACAAUAAUAAAAAUCAAAUGA